CUUAAGAUCAUCAGACAAUCUGCAUCCAACACAACUAACUCAAAUACAAUGGCUUUACUUGACAAAUUCGAAAAAUACGACUUACUUUUCGGCCCAUCUCCAAUCUCUAAGUUCGAAAACUUAGCCAAGGAACUUGGUGGUAAGGUCAACAUCUAUGCUAAGAGAGAAGACAGAAACUCUGGAUUGGCUUUUGCUGGUAACAAGCUAAGAAAGUUUGAAUACAUCGUUCCUGAAAUUAUUGCCGGUGACUACACUCAUAUUGUCUCCAUCGGUGGUAUCCAAUCUAACCAAACUUUGAUGACUAUUGCUACAGCUUGUAAGCUUGGUUUAAAGGCCGUUACUGUUCAAGAAAACUGGGUUCCAAUUCCUGAAGCUGAAAAGGCAACCUACGAUAAGGUCGGAAACAUCGAAGCAGCAAGAAUUUUAGGUGGUGAUGUUCGUUUGGUGCCUGACGGAUUCGAUAUUGGUAUGAGAAAAUCUUUUGAGGAGGCACUUCAAGAAUUAACUUCUCAAGGCUUCAAGCCAUACCCUGUCCCAGCUGGUUGCUCUGAACAUAAAUAUGGUGGUUUAGGUUUCGUUGGUUUUGCUGAUGAACUUAUCAAGCAAGAAAAGGAAAUGGGCAUCAAAUUCGACAAAAUUGUGGUUUGUUGUGUUACCGGUUCUACUGCAGCUGGUAUUUUUGUUGGUAUGGCCCAAUACGGUAGAGAAAACGACGUCAUUGCAAUUGAUGCUUCAGGUAAACCAGAAAAGACCUUUGAACAAACGUUGAGAAUUAUCAACCACACCUCAGAAAUUCUUGGCUUAGGUAAGAAGUUUGACACUUUUAACUUUGACACCAGAUUCGGUGGUCCAGUUUACGGUAUUCCAAAUGAAGGCACAAUUGAGGCAAUCAAGCUUUUGGGUAAGACUGAAGGUACCUUGACUGAUCCUGUCUAUGAAGGUAAAUCUAUGCAAGGUUUGAUUGAAUUGGUCAAGGAAGAUAAAUUCGAAAAAGAUUCUAACGUUCUUUUCGUCCACUUGGGUGGUGCUUCUUCCUUGUCUGCUUACCAAUCCUACUUCUCUUAAAUUUUGCUUUGAAUAUUUCAGGCUAUAUU
Messenger RNA from Pichia membranifaciens NRRL Y-2026, 1094 nucleotides. RefSeq lists its product as hypothetical. Bases 49 to 1065 code for a protein of 338 amino acids. NCBI's taxonomy places the organism in Eukaryota, Fungi, Ascomycota, Pichiomycetes, Pichiales, Pichiaceae. The record is from RefSeq and is a predicted model, not a curated record. The transcript has a single exon. Gene Ontology annotation, molecular function: pyridoxal phosphate binding; 1-aminocyclopropane-1-carboxylate deaminase activity; D-cysteine desulfhydrase activity. Gene Ontology annotation, biological process: amine catabolic process.